GUAAUCUUUUAUCCAAUUAUCUCUCUCCAUACAAGUCUGGAUGCUGAUUCGUCUGAAUGCAUUCCUGUACACUAAGUCAGGACAUUGAUCCCUCCGUUAGUAUUUCAUCCUUCCUCAAAGUCUGGAGAAUGAUCCCUCCGUUUGUGGUUACCAUCCUUGCGGAGUGUUAAGGUUGAUCCCUUACACCGCAGACCAAGAGUGAUCGGGUGCAGAUCAUCCAGAAACUUAAGGUCAUCCUUCUACACAUCUUCCCUCCUCCUCACUUAGUCAUUUUACUCUCUAUAUUGAACACGCUCUGUCGAGGCCUUAUGGUAAAUGUAUCCUCCGCACAUUAUACCUCGACAAUUACAACUGAAAAUAAAACUUCAUUUUAUGCUUGAUUCAAUGGCACUACAAGUAGAGCAAAAAUGUUACACGAUCUGAUUACCUGAUUACAAUCGUAAUCUAAAAACAUGAUUGUAAUCGUGUAAUUACGUAAUCAUAAUGACUGUAAUCGUAACCGUUGGUUAUAAAUAUACUCAUCAUUUUUUUUUUAUGUUCUUCCGUAUCUAGCCUCAUAGGCUAUACGGGAUUUUCCCGGACCAAAGGGCGAGGGCGCGGAAUUUAAAAUCCCCUCCGGCACCGGGACGUGAACUCGUACUUAUUUUUUUUUUAAUCUUCGAUUAUCUGGUUGCUUAGCACACGCGUUAGCCCAUUCGGCCACCCCGCGCCCCAGAAUAUGCCCAUCUAUGUUCUGACCUCAUUACGUCGGUAACUUGAACCAUAACUCGUCCAACCUCUCUUAUUUUGGUUAUAUAAAUACAUAUCUGUGCCCCGGAGAGACAGACACCAUGUCUAUUUUUUUAUUAAAUAAUGUAGUAACUAACGAUGAAAUUUUAAUAGUUAAACGUUAUAAAAAGCCGGCUCCCCUGAACAAAUACAAUAAUGAACACGGUGUUGUUUACCUCCGGGGUACAGAUAUGACACCAAUCAAACCAGUACUGUAUUAUUUGUCCUAUAAUCACACCUUAGCAAUGCUUAUCUUAACGAUCUGCAUAUAUUAAAUCCAACUAAUUAGAUAUAAUUUAGAUCAGUAAUUUUGUUGUGUAUCUAUUACAUUUUAAGUCUGAAGCAUGUAUUCAUCUAGCAGUUUUCCUUACCUGACACUUUAAUGUUCUCAGGAGAUGAGUGCCGACCACUCGGUGGAGGCCAGGGCACUUGUACCCUACUUAGCCAAUGCCAGACCCUCGGAGACUUUAAGAAGAAUCGACCUCCAAUCUGUGCCUUCAAGAACUUGGAGCCGAUCGUCUGCUGCCCCACCAAGCUGACCUCUAAGGUUAACCAAGGGCACAAGGCGGAGCAAUUAUGCAAGGUGCUGGAUCUUAGAUGCCGAAAUAGCCUGGAUCUCACAAAAAAUGUGGUUGGUGGUAAAGAGUCUGCAUCUAGGACACAUAUCUUUAUGGUAAGGCUUUUAAUUGAUUGUCUCAGGCUAAAGAAACAGUUUUGCAGAAGAAGAAUCGUUACUCGUGAAACGAAAUCAACUAUAAAUCGGGCUUCGAUGCAGAUAACGCCUCCUGAGACGAGGACUUUUGUUCUUGGAGGAACACGGAGUUUGCCCCGAGAGCACAAGUACAUGGUUUUAAUCGGUUACGGAGAAACAGAGAAAGACUGGAGAUGUGCUGGGUCUCUCAUAACGGCUAGAUAUGUUAUGAGUGCAGCGCAUUGUUCUAAUUUGCAUAUCAUGUUGGGAGAAUUGGACAUCAGUUCCUCUUCGGACGACGCUAAACCAGUCGACAAAGCCAUCAUCGAGAGGAUUCCUCACCCUAAGUACAUACCCAGCCAGAACUACCACGACAUCGCCCUCUUCAAAUUGGAUAGCGAUGUUGUUUUCAAUAAUUAUGUACUACCGAUAUGUCUCCAUACUAAAAGACAGAUAACUUCAAAGGUUGCUACCGUCAUUGGUUGGGGAAAGACAGGAUUUAUUGAUGCCACUAGCGAGAAGCUUCUUGAAGCAGAUUUAGAAGUCUACAAUGACACGGAAUGUAAAAGGCUUAUGUUCAGCUCGAUCACGCCCCAGACGCCGCGAGGUCAUGAAGCUGAUCAAAUGAUUUGCGCUGGAGUGCCAGAUGGAAGCAAGGAUGCCUGUCAAGGUGAUUCUGGCGGUCCAUUGGUUGUAAGGGAUAUAGGUAAGUGUAUCAGGACUCAACUAGGAGUGAUAUCCUUUGGAAAGGAAUGCGGAAAUCCAAAUUCACCCGGGGUGUACACCAGGGUCUCCAAUUACAUAUACUGGAUAGAAGAAGUAGCUUUCGGAGACGGAAUGAUAUUUUAGCUUUUAAAGAAUAAAAAUACUUUUCAUUGCAUUGUUGUUAUUAUUCUAUGUAUUAUCUUAAAAUAGUUUUUAAAAUGUAACUCGAAAGAAUAUAAUCUCUUGUCUUGUAUUUAAUAUUCAUGUUUUGUAUGUCAACAAGGACACAAUGUAUUAUUUAGUAAACAAUAAAAAAUAGAUUUAUCAAAA
Nezara viridula (southern green stink bug) is the source of this 2494-nucleotide messenger RNA. Lineage: Eukaryota; Metazoa; Arthropoda; Insecta; Hemiptera; Pentatomidae. The record is from the annotation of a GenBank genome assembly.